This is a messenger RNA of Rhipicephalus sanguineus (brown dog tick), 5181 nucleotides long. RefSeq names its product nuclear pore complex protein Nup205 (gene Nup205). Gene Ontology annotation, cellular component: nuclear pore; nuclear pore inner ring. Gene Ontology annotation, molecular function: structural constituent of nuclear pore. NCBI's taxonomy places the organism in Eukaryota, Metazoa, Arthropoda, Arachnida, Ixodida, Ixodidae. The transcript is spliced from 6 exons. The record is from RefSeq and is a predicted model, not a curated record. Bases 144 to 4784 code for a protein of 1546 amino acids. Gene Ontology annotation, biological process: nuclear pore organization.
CAACCAACGUUCGAAGGCGCGACUGAGCACGCGUCAGGUAUGUUCGAAGAUGUUUCAUGUGUUUGAAUAGCUUCACAGUUGGCGGCGUAAAACUAAUCGAAUCGUGAAGUUGUGACUUCGGGGUGCGGCCUGCUGCCAGCGAAAUGGCCACCACAAUUUCCAGCACGGCGCCUUUGGUCAACAUGAGUUGUUCAUCACUGUGGACGCCAUACAAAGACCUCCAGCAGGCGGUAGAAGCGGUGCUUGUACACAGGGAUGUCGAGGCCGUGGCGGACUUCGUCGCCGCGCUCCGACGCCAUCGACGGGACUUCGCUGCCUUGCUGGUUAACCCAUCGCGAUGCACCCAACACCGCGAUGCAGUGUCGCGGGCACCGCAGGACGGAAUCGCAGUGUCCGGCAAGGCGACGCCGCAGCUGCUACCGCAGGACGUUGUGGGUGAAGCGCUGCUGCUUAGCGAAAUGUUUGAGCUCAACGAGCUGGCUGCCUUGGAGCUGGUGCUGGCGGCGCAGCAGCAAUUGCCGCUAUUCCCGGAGCUCACGCGUGGUUUGGUAGCCGUACUCCUCUAUUACGAUGGCCGGCGUGCGUUGGUCAACGCGCUGCGGACGCUGGUUCAGGUCACCGAGGGUCGCACCUGGACAGUCGGUCUCAACGCCGACGUGUUGGCCACCGUCACCAAGUACACCAACGGUUUGCGCGACGAGGACGGCGUACUGGCUCGCGCACUUCAGCUGCUCGAUCGCUUCGACUAUGUGCGCGAACUGGACAUGCUGCAAAGAAACCGUGCCCUCGGGCCACCGCGCUACCGUCGCCAGGUGCUGGACAUGAUCCAGGAGACGCAGCAGUCUCUGGCCGAAGUGGUCUUCUGUUGGGCCUGCCAGACACCGCUCUCCAAGAGCGACACCCUAGCCAUUGUGCGUUUCCUGGCCCAACGAGCCCGGACCGCCGGCGAUGGCGCUUUGGAUAGCGUAUCGCUCACGCUGCUGAUGGCUUUGCUCUAUGCGCUGGACACGACACCGCUGCUACGCGACGCCGAUUUGGCUCUGGCACUGCAUCGCGAGUUCACGGCCCCGCAACAGGCGUGGAAGCAGGAAGCGCUCUUUAGCAUUGCGCAGUUCGCCUGGUCACUCAGUCUGCGGGCCACGUCGCAGCUGCCGGCUGCGGCUGGCCUGGAACCAGAGCUGACCGUCUGCCUGGAAGAAGACGAACGUCUCGUGGAUACCGCGAUCGAUGGCCAGGUUUUUUCUGCUCUACGGCAGUUGGUGGUGCGUUCGCCCCUGCUGCACCGCGAGGAAUUCUUCCUUAAGAAGGUACACGCUCUGCUAGCGGACUUCGUAGCCCUCAUGCCACUCAAACUGAAGGAACUGCGCAACCAGGGUGACGAGGCAGCGCGCAUUAUAAACACUUACGCGCAAAACGGGCAGCCACCACCCGUGCAACUACCGCGUCACUUUGAGCAACUGCUGGAAAUGGUUGCUGAGCUGUACGCACAAGAUCCACUCGAGCUGAAAUUGGCAGAGGACUUCUGGAUUGAAAACCCCGAGGGCGGCCACAGGCGCCAGUUGGCUAAAUUUGUGCGUCUGGCGGGUGACCUACUCCAAACGCCACUUUUUGUGCCUUAUGUGUCAGCACUGAGCAGCCUGGCACGGUCUCGUGUCAGUGCGCAGCACUGCUUUCAACUUCUCAAGAGCAAUGGCCAUCUAGCAGGUUCACAGUGGAGCCCCGUUUCUUGGGACAAUUUUCUAGGAGCACUGCGCAAAUACUUCAACUGCUUGCACCCUGAAGGUUCAUCCGAGUCGUACCGAGCCCCACAGCCUAUUUCAGCGCCUGACCUCCGUGCCCUGGUUGCUAUGCUCAAGCUUUUAGAGACUGUCGUGCAGUACGAUGAGCUCGCUCGAUUAACUCUUGCCGAUCACCCGCAUCAUAGCACGCUGGCUCUUCUGGCUGGCUUGAUAGGAUGUGCAGUGCCUCCAGAACUGAAGGCGGCUCUUCUGCGCGCUUUAGCUGCCUUUGGUGCAGCCCCCGAGUUGGCACCGCGCAUCUGGCAGUUGCUAGUGCCCUGCCUGCAAGGACUGCGUGCAGAGCUGGACGAGGUUGAAAGCCGCAAUGAAGAAUUUCCCAUCACCGCAGCAUUGCUGGUUCUUCUGGCCGCACUGCUUAAUCAUGCUCCAGGGCUUGGCGCCACGGUUUUCCUUGAGCAUGUGCGCGAUGCCGUGUUUCUACGCCUUAAUGUGCGUGCCUAUAGAAAUGCCUCUGAGAAGUGGCAGCUGGCAGCUGCAUGUCUGAAAGUACUGGGCAAACCUUGCGUGGAAGCCUUGUUGCUGGAGUACCUUGAAGAAGGGGGUGCGCUGUCUCUUCUACUGCACCUACUUGAUGAGGCUGCUGGUGAACUGGGUGAUCCUGCAGAGGCCAGCCUGUGUGCCCUACAGCUCAUAGAACGCGCUCUGCAUUUGCCAUUGCGCGAGCGUUCGGGGUGUUCGCUGCACCGUCUGCUGUUGACCACCACUAACCCACGUACCCAACACCCUGACUGUGGGCGCGUGCUGGCGACCUACGUUAUCCACGGGGCUCUGCAACCGCGCCAUGCCCUGUCUGCAGCACGCAUCUUGCUGCAGCUGUGCAUGCAGCCGUCCUUGGUUAGCCAAGUAGAAGCUGCCUUCCGGGCUGAUCGGGUUCAGGUCCUUAUGCACGGCUUUGCUGAAGCUAUUGAGGUCCCCAGCCUGGAGCUUCCCAUUGGCCAUGAGGACAGCUGGUCUCCCGACGAAGUGAGGGCAGCCACAGCAGGAAUGCUGCUACAGCUGCUGUUAGUGUGUCUACAGCAUCAAUCCACGGAACAGCCAGGCUGGGGCUUGGCACAGCUCCUGCUUCUGGGUGGUGCCGAGCGCACUGCCUCUCUGCAGGAGCCCGGAGUAGGAGGUCAAGCACGCACCUGCCUGCACGCCCUACUGGCACUGCUGGAACGGCCACCGCCACACCGCAGUGGCAACGGCAACAACGGGAGCGGUGCACUGCUCGCGCUUGGCUACCAACUGCUGUGGGCGCUGUGCGUCAGGCCCACGUGCGGCGGAGACACGGCUCUGCGUUUCCUGCGCUCGUCGAGGGACUUCUUCACCCGGCACUUGGAGCUGCUGCCGUCGUGGCCACCGCCGCUGGCCCAGGCCUGGUUUGUGCGGCUGCUGGCGCUCGAGCUGCGCCUGGCGGCCAAGCACGGGCCUCGGUCGCACGGACAGGCCUUGGUGCAGUUGCUGUUGCUGGACCGGCGGCUGCUGCGCAUGCUGGAUGGCACCAAGCAACCUUCGCAUACUCCUGCUGUCAAGAGACGUGGUACAUCUUUGGAUCUGCUGGAUGCGUCACAAGUGGAGACGCUGCUGUCGUCACUGGAGCAGCGGGACUCUUUGGGCGGUCCCCGCAAAGUGGAUGUUGCGGCACUUCACCAGCGGCUGCUUCAGGACAGCCAUGCCCUGCUGGCCAUCAGCAGCAAGGAGAGAGUCCAGCAAGAGGUGAAAGCUGUGUUGCAAGCCGCGCUGGAGCGCAACGCAGAGCACGAGCGCACCUACGUGUCACGACAAGCGUUUAACGCCUGGCAGCAACUGGCCUCGGUGCUGGUUGUGUGCUGGGCGUCGCAGCUGGAUGCUCAGCUGCUGCUGGAGCUUGCACACGAGCUUCUGUCGCCGUCACGAACAGUGAGCGAGCAGGGACCCGCAGCUGAGCUGCUGCUGCUCAUUGUGGCUGCACUGCGCCAGCAAAGCAACACUGCCACCGAUCAGGUGUCGGCCACAUCUGCACUGGAGCUGACCCGGUCCCUGCUGCAGAGCUUGAUUGUGUCCGGCAGUGGGCAGCAACGACUACGUGCGCAUCUGUACGCGGCACUGCAGAACCUCCUCCUGGGCUGGCGAGGCGGCAGCGGUGAGAGGGCUGCAUUGGCUCACCUGGUGCAGCUGUGUGGGCAGCCCCUGCGACAGCUGCUCUGCCGCGAUGCCACUGCUUCUCAUGAGGUGACACAGAUGCUUGCCCUGUGCGUGCUGGAUGCCUUGGUGUCACUGGAUGCCAGGUCCUGGCUGGAGCAUCUGCAACGAGACGGAUACCUGCCGCAGCUGGUCAUGACCAGCCCCGCCACGCGGCCGCACCUCCGCGAGGCACGACUGGCACUGCUCGUGCGCAUUGCAUCCUCGGGUGGCGCCCGCACACUCCUCGAGGCAGGCCUGGACUCGCUGCUCUCAGCUUCCGAUUUUCUCCAGGGCUACAAGCAACCCGGGACAGAGAGCAGCAGCAGCAAGGCAGCGCUGAGACUGCUGCUGGCUCUGUCGGCCACUCUAGGACCCCGGUGGGGUGCACCUUUGCUGGUCACGCACAGCCAGCCCUUGGCCGAACUGCUAGUGCAGAGGGAUCCACUGGCCGCACAACUGGUGGCACGUUUGGGGCAGCCACCACCUGUCCUUUUGCGCCAGCAGGCACUCGCACUUCUGGCGACGACGACGGACGAACCGGCGUUGGCUGUGCCGCUACUGGUGCUGGCGUGCGCCUGCGGCGAAGACGAACCUCACCCAGACGAGGCCCUGCUCGCACGCUUGAUACGGCGAUGGGCCGGCAGCGGCGAAACGGUGCACACAGAAUUGCUUGAGCGUACGGUCUACUUGCUUUGGCGAGGACACCGCAAGAGCCCCUUGGGACCGGAUGCGCGCGCUGCCCUGACUGACUGUGCCGAGCAGUUGAAUGCGCAAUCUAAGUUCUGUCAGGCCCUCGUGCGCCGAUUGCAAAGGAUGGCCCUGAGUGUUGCGCCUACCUGAGGCUUCAGUCGGGAGCUGUUAGCUUUGUCCCGUGUGUUGCUGCGUCAUAUAAGCCUGUUUUCUCGUGUUCAUAGUCCAUAUUUCUUAUGCAAGUACUCAUUCGUAGAAAUUUUAUUGGGGGUGAUGAGCGGGAAUCUGGCUUUUCACCAAAUAAAACUAACCCGUCGUUCAAUUAUGUAAUGUGAACAUGUGUUGCUGUCAAAUUGAUUCAGUUAAAAAGGCUAGUCCAAAAUUUUUUGUUUCUAAACAAAGCUCCAUAGCCACCACUUACUGCGUGGUGCGACCACCUUUGCAUUUUCAGAUUGCUCUUAUUUUUGCCAUGUUUCUUUCCACAUUUCUUGAAUACAAAUGUGCACAGUUCUCUCAUCAUUUGAGCGUUGCCAGUGUAUAGAAAAUA